Messenger RNA from Cynocephalus volans (Philippine flying lemur), 2233 nucleotides. It is a transcript of the gene FANCG, whose product is annotated as FA complementation group G. Bases 102 to 1982 code for a protein of 626 amino acids. Gene Ontology annotation, cellular component: Fanconi anaemia nuclear complex. Gene Ontology annotation, biological process: interstrand cross-link repair. Gene Ontology annotation, molecular function: protein binding. The record is from RefSeq and is a predicted model, not a curated record. Lineage: Eukaryota; Metazoa; Chordata; Mammalia; Dermoptera; Cynocephalidae. The transcript is spliced from 14 exons.
GCAGCAGGGAAUCCCGAAGCGCACAGGCCUGUCCCCGCUGGGGUGGGGGCUUCGGUGGGCUAGCCUCACCCUUCAGGUGUCCGAGCCCAGCGUCAGCCACCAUGUCCCACCAGACCCGUCUAGGCUCCUCAGAGCCAUGCGCCAACUGCCUGGACCUGUGGAAGGAAAAGAAUGACUGGCUCGUUCGACAGGCCAAGGUGGCUCAGGACUCCGGUCUGUCUCUGAGACGACAGCAGUUGGCUCAAGAAGCACUAGAAGGGCUCAGGGGGCUCCUCCAUAGUGUGCAAGGGCUCCCUGCAGAUGUUCCUGUUCUCCCUUUGGAGCUGACUGUCAUCUGCAACUUCAUUAUACUGAGGGUGAGCCUGGCCCAGGGUUUCACUGAAGACCAGGCCCAGGAUAUCCGACAGGGCCUAGAGAGAGUGCUGGCGACCCAGGAGCAGCUGGGACCCAGGUUGGAACGAGGGGUCUGGGAGCUGUGGGACUCAGUCCUCUGUGCUUCCUCCCUUCUGCCGGAGCUGCUCCCUGUGCUGCACCUCCUGGCCGGCCUGCAGGCUGCCCUCUGGCUGAGCACUGACCGUCUUGGGGACCUGGCUUUGCUGCUGCAGACCCUGAAUGGCAGCCAGAGUAGAACCUCUGAGCAUCUAUUGCUGCUUCUAAAAACUUGGAGCCCCCCAGCCGAGGAAUCAGAUGCCCCAUUGACCUUGCAGGAUGCCCGGGGCUUGAGGGAUGUCCUUCUGACAGCAUUUGCCUACCGCCAAGGCCUCCAGGAUCUGAUCACAGGGAGCCUUCCCAGGGCACUGAACAGCCUGCAUGAAGCGGCCUCAGGUCCGUGUCCACGGCCUGUGUUGGUCCAGGUGUACACAGCACUGGGGACCUGUCUCCGUAAGAUGGGAAAUCCACAGAGAGCACUGCUAUACUUGGUUGCAGCUCUGAAAGGGGGAUCAACUGGGGGUCCCCCACUUCUGGAGGCCUCCAGGUUAUAUCGGCAACUGGGGGACACAGCAGCAGAGCUGGAGAGUCUGGAGCUGCUGGUUGAGGCCUUGAGUGUCACCCACAGCUCUGAAGCUCCCCAACUUCUCAUUGAGGUAGAAUUGCUACUCCCACAACCCGACCCAGCCUCACCCCUUCACUGUGGCACACACAGCCAGGCCAAGCACCUGCUAGCAAGCCGAUGCCUACAGACAGGGAGGGCAGAAGAUGCUGCAGAGCAUUACUUGGACCUGCUGGCCCUGUUGCUGGAUGACUCAGAGCCAAGGUUCUCUCCACCUCCCUGCCCGUCAGGCCCCUGUAUGCCUGAGGUGUUCUUGGAAGCAGCAGCAGCACUGAUCCAGGCAGGACAAGCCCAGGAUGCUUUGACUGUAUGUGAGGAGCUGCUCAGCCGCACAUCAUCUCUGCUUCCCAAGAUGUCCUGGCUGUGGGAAGAUGCCAGAAAAGGAAACAGGGAACCUCCUCAGUGUCCACUCUGGGUCUCUGCCACUCACCUGCUUCAGGGCCAGGCCUGGGUACAACUGGGGGCCCAAAAGGAGGCAGUUAGUGAAUUUAGCUGGUGCCUUGAGCUGCUUUUCCGGGUCACACCUAAGGUCAAGGAACAAGGGGCACCUUCCGACUGUGAGCAGGGUUGUAGGUCGGAUGUGGUGCUGCAACAGCUUCGAGCAGCCGCCCUGAUUAGUCGUGGACUAGAAUGGGUAGCCAGUGGCCAGGAUACCAAAGCUCUACAGGACUUCCUCCUCAGUGUGCAAAUGUGCCCAGGUAAUCAAGAUGCUUCCUUUCACCUGCUUCAGACUCUGAGGAAGUUGGAUCGGAGGGAUGAGGCCACUGCUCUCUGGUGGAGGCUGGAUGCCCAAACUAAGUUGCCACAGGAAGAUGCUAUAUGGUCUCUCCCUCUGUACCUACAAACCUAUUUGAGUUGGAUCCAUCCCCCUGACCGUGAAGCCCUCCUUGAAGAGUUCCGGACAUCUCUGCUGGAGCCAUGUGACCUGUAGCUGCCAUGUUUCCAAGUGCUUGAGCCAGGGCCCCUGUGGGCCAUCUCUGUGGGGAGGGCUUUCUGCUUUACCAUCCUUGGGGAAUAUGGCUAGAGCUGAUCAUUGCUAUAUAACUCCUGCACUGGUGAGAUUGGUGGUAGUCCUACAAAAUUUUCCCUGGUUACUGCCGUUCUGGUUCUACAGGAAGCAUUCCCUGCCACCAACUCAUCAACUUUGCUCAUGGCACAUUUUUUCCUAUUUUCCCUUUUCUU